GAUGAAGAUCCCCUCCACCUCCUCCAAAGCUUCUCCUCCCUGAAAGAUGCUCCACCCACCAAGACCUGGACAAAGGUCAGAGUUCAUCCACCAGCAUAUGAGGGGACUGUGGAGAGAGCUCUGACUCAGCUGGAGAAGAAGAACCAAGUGAUGAUCAAGAAGUUGAUGGAGAUGAAGAGGAUCCAGCAGUUUGCUGUUGAUGUGACUCUGGAUCCUGAUACAGCUCAUGCUAGUCUCAUCCUGUCUGAUGAUGGAAAACAGGUGAAACAUGGAGAUGAGCUAAAGAAUCUUCCAGACAAUCCAGAGAGAUUUGAUAAGUGUGUUAAUAUUUUAGGACAGCAGAGUUUCUCUUCAGGCAAAUUUUACUUUGAGGUUCAGGUUAAAGGAAAGACUAAAUGGGAUUUAGGAGUGGCCAGAGAAUCCAUCAGCAGGAAGGGAGAGCUUACAUUGAGUCCUGAGGAUGGUUUCUGGAGUAUUUGGUUAAGAAAUGGAAAUGAAUAUGAAGCUAGUGCUGACUUUCCAGUCCGUCUCCGUCUCCAUCCUGGUCCUCAGAAGGUCGGGGUGUUUGUGGAUUAUGAGGAGGGUCUGGUCUCCUUUUAUGAUGUAGAUGCUGCAGCUCUGAUCUACUCCUUUACUGGCUGCUGCUUCAAGGAGAAACUCUACCCUUUCUUCUGUCCAUGUAAUAAUGAUGCAGGUACAAAUUCUGCACCUCUGAUAAUCUGUCCUGUUUAUUAGGCUGAUCGUUGAUCUGAUGAAGAUGAUUUUAAGAUGAAUCUUCAUCAUCUCCUGCUGGUGGAGAUGAGAGGUUGGGAACAUCCUCAGGAGGGUGUCACUUAUUUUCUGCUUCAGUUUCUUCACAUUUUCAGCUUCUGAUUAGUUAUGAAGUCAAGUCAGAUUGUUUUAAGCUCAGAGUUUAUUUAAUUGUUCUACUGAUUGUUUCAUCUUGUUUCCUUUUCCUUAUUGUAUUGAUGAUCAGUUUUAAAUCUGCAUACAAUGUUUUAACCUGUUCAUCAAAUGAAAACAGAUUUUUAAUAAUAACAUUUAAAGCAUUUUAAAUUCUGCUUCAUGGUGGUUUUAUGUGAACUUUUAAAUCAGGAGUGCAAAUGUAACACGAAAUGAUUGAUGAAUAGAAAUAUUAUAUUGUGAAAUUUACUUUUUUCUAUUCAUUUCUGAGGUCAUAUUAAUCUUUAAACCUGCAUGACUGGAACUUGGUGCAGCUCUGUGUUUCUGCCGCAGCUUCACCACAGUAUCAAUUGACUCAAGUUUAUUUGUAUCCCAUAUUUCAUUAUAAUUUACAUCAUAAAAACAAAAAUGCAAAGUUAUUCAACCCACAAGACAAUUAUUGGAAUCUUAUAUUUUGCCAUGGUCAUUCAUCAAAAUGUUUCUUAGUGUUUAAAUUUGCAGUUACUUCA
Molecule: messenger RNA, 1412 nt
Organism: Poecilia reticulata (guppy)
Lineage: Eukaryota; Metazoa; Chordata; Actinopteri; Cyprinodontiformes; Poeciliidae
Source: RefSeq, a predicted model, not a curated record